Messenger RNA from Hyposmocoma kahamanoa, 975 nucleotides. RefSeq names its product glutenin, high molecular weight subunit DX5-like (gene Cpr67B). NCBI's taxonomy places the organism in Eukaryota, Metazoa, Arthropoda, Insecta, Lepidoptera, Cosmopterigidae. The annotation marks the transcript as partial. The transcript has 2 exons. The record is from RefSeq and is a predicted model, not a curated record.
UUUGAAAAGCUCGCUUAUUCAACCAUUCUUUUCAGAGGAGAAUACGAUCCAGCAAAAUACGAAUAUCAAGGCUCACCAUCAGAGCAGCAAGGAUCCUAUGCUGUUGCACCUCAACAGCAAGCAGCCUACGCUGCUGCACCUCAACAGCAAGCAGCCUUUGCUGCUGGCCCUCAACAACAAGGCUCUUUUGCUGCUGCAUCUGAACAGCAAGGGUCCUUUGCCGCUGCGUCUGAACAACAGGGACAGGUUGCGCCUGCCCCUGCUCCUCGUGAAGGCAAACAAUACUCAAAUGCCCAAGUCCAGGCUAGCUACCAAAACGCUCAGCAGUUUGGCAAAUAUGGUCAACAAUCAUCAUUUGGUCAAGGCCAACAACAACAAUUCGGCCAGGGGCAAAAGCAACAACUGAGCCAAUCCAGCCAGUACUACCAGAAACAGCAAUCUGGACAGUUUGGACAGCAGGGUGGACAACAGGGAGGACAAUACGGCCAGCAGAGUGGAUAUGGACAGCAUCAACAAGUUGAAAAACUUGAGGAACCUGAGCCCACUGGUCCUCCACGAGGUUUCUUCUACAGCUUCGACUACCCAGUCUCCAUCAUCGUCCGCAAAGAUGCGCAGGGACAAAACGGUCCUGUCAACCCAGGACAUCCUGUCGACCACGACACAGUACAACAGGGUUAAAUUAAAAAAUAAUACGAUAGUUAUAACUGAGGACUUGGGAAGUACACAACACAAUCCUAAUUUUUAACAAGAACGGACAUAAAUAUCUUGUCAGUUUUGUACCAUCAUUAGUUCGUAUUAAGUACUCAACCACUAGGUUAGAAAUACUCAGACUAUGUCCCACUAUCGUUUGAUUUCACCUUCUUAUCAGAAGGUGUAACCAAAGAUGGUACUCGAAGAAUGUGAUCGCCUUAGCCAGUUAACAAAAUGAAGCCAUUUGUAUGUUCCACGAUUCACGCACUUCUAAUACGUGUUUCU